This is a messenger RNA of Paramecium tetraurelia, 2358 nucleotides long. RefSeq lists its product as uncharacterized. The record is from RefSeq and is a predicted model, not a curated record. The transcript is spliced from 8 exons. NCBI's taxonomy places the organism in Eukaryota, Ciliophora, Oligohymenophorea, Peniculida, Parameciidae.
AUGUAAUAAUAAACAAUCUAAGACAUUGAAACAUAAGCCAAUUAGUUAUUGGAGAGUGUGUAUCAGAGGAAAUCUGACAUGAUCACCACUUACAGUAAACUAAAAAGAUAAGAAGAAGCAUUAGAUUUAGGAUUUGCAUCUGUAGGGUUUCCAGAUGAAAGCAUGGAUUGUGAGGCAGUCUAUGAAAUUCUCCAACCUGGAUUCAUCUUUGAAGUCAUCGUAAGUAAAAAAAACAUAGCCAAAGGAAGGCUAGAUGUUAUUUUACAAAAAUUUCUCGCCUUCAGUGACAAAUGUAUCACCUCCCAACAUCAAGUGAGAUAAGCUGAUUUCUAAUAAUUUAAGAGAUAAAAGCAUUUGCUCUCACAGUUAACUUAGAUCAAUGUCAUGAGAAUGAAAGGAGUAAUUUAUGAAUAAGAUGUGAUUGAGGAUUUCUCCAUUUUCACUUAUUACAUUAAUUUUGAGAAAAUUUAAGUGGGUGAUCAUCUAAACGCGGUUUUAAUUGACAAAACCAAAAUGACAAUGUCUUUGAAAAAUAAAAGUAUUUUGGGUGGUAAAUAAUGGAGUUUGAAGAGUCUACAAAACCCAUCAGAAUUCGAUAGUUGGCUUUAUUUCAGAUUGGGCUAUGCCAAAUAAAUCGGAGUGAAUUUUCAAUAUUAGAUGAUGAGUGAAGAAGAAAAACAGAAAACUCAAGAGUAAAUCAAUGCCAAUCUCAAAUUUAAAGAAGAAACUGGAAUCUUGAAAAUGGACUAUCAGAUUGAGCAGGAUGGAUUCUUUCCAAACAAAUAGAAUUACCCAUUCAUGAUGCAAUCCCUAGGCUUGUCUCAGAAUACUUCAUUCACUAAUAGAAAUAACAUAAAAUCAUUCAUGAAGAUUAAUUUAGAUCAUAGAAGGCGUUUAUAUUAAAUUAUUUAUUAUUUCUAGACUUUCAAGUCUAUCUGUCUAGCCAGAUGUCCAAUAGAUCUACGUUCGCAAGCAGAAGAGUCAAAGCAAUAAUUGAAAAAUAAUAACAUAAUAAUAUUCACAAUCAUAAAUUCCUCUUAUCAAUUAAACCUAUUGAAUUCUAAUUAAAUUAAUUAUUUUAUAAUUCAUUAUGCUUCCUAAGUUUUCAAAUUCUUUUGCUUUAGAUAAGAAUCUAUAAACACUUAUCGAAUCAUUUAAUCAAUCUCAAAAGAACCCUGGGCCAAUUUCUAGAAAUAGAAUUUCAGCUAGUUAUCAAUGCCUCCCUGGUACAAUUAGACCUCCAACUAGUACCUAAACUUUAAGUAUAUUUCAUUCAUAAUACCAAAAGGCAUUUUCUAAGAAAAAGUUACAUUUAUCUUAUAAUCCAAUUCAGCCAUCAACACUACAUUUAUAAAUGAUCAAUAAGACAUAAUUUUAAAAUUCUAGUUAGGUAACAGGAUGUUAUCUAUAAUAACUCUUGAUAGGUCUUAAAAAGAAUAAAAAGAGGAUGACUAAAAUAUGAAUGUAUACUUGCAAUAACCAUAUCCUUAUCAAUAAUAAUAAAAAUUAAAAAUUGAUUUCAAAUUAGAAGAUACUGAUGAAAUUGAAGUUAAUGGUGUUGAUAAUAUCGUAACAAUACUUACGAAAGGUCAAAUAAAACAGCUAAAAUCUGAGUAAACUAAAAAAUAAAUAUAAAUUCUCCAUUUAGAUAUUGCAAAUAAUAAGCCUGAAGGCUAAACUGUUUAAAUUUAAUUCAAAUUCUUGAAGGAAUGGUAUUUAAAAUUAGGAAACAAUCUCCUUACUGCCAAAAAAGCUCUUUAAGAAUUCUUCAAAUCUCUGUAAAUACCCAAAACUAAAUUUACAGCUUUUGAUAAUUAACCCCCAGGUCCAGAUUAACCAAAUAUUCACUUGCAACCAGACUUAAAUAAAAAACCAUCAAUAAAACCUGAGGGAAAAUAGGAAACAGAAAAAAUCUAGGAAGAAGUUGAAUAAUCAAAUCCAAUACCUGAAAAAGAUCUUUAAAACUUAUUUCCUUUAGUAAGUGAAGAGUUUGUCUAAAGGUAGAGAGAAUCACUAGAAAAAAAAAACUGCACUGCUGAAGAAAAGAUCAAGCGUUUAUUUGAGGAAGUUCGCAUUAAGCAAUACAAGUAACAAUCUUAUAGUGCUGAAAAGAACUUUUUCAAAUGUCCCUAUCAUAAGUGUUAAAAAGGAUAUAAACGUCCUAAUUAAUUGAAAAAUCAUAUUAAAUAAAACCAUUAGAAAUUAUCAGAAAUAGGAUUCACUAUUGAUGAUAAUGGAGAAUACAAGUACAAUGAGAGAAUUCUAGAUUAUUGUUUACUUUUGUGGAAAGUAUAUCCAAAUUUUGUUAAAUCAGUUAUUAAUGAAAUGAGGCAAAGAAAGGAACAGCCAAGUGCAUGA